AUGUAUAUGCUCAAUAUUACUUUGGCAGGUGUAAUUCCACGGGAGAUUGGUAACUUGUACUUUCUCAAACAACUCACCUUGCAAGUCAAUAGUUUAAGUGGUUCCAUACCAACAGAGAUCUUCAACCUCUCAAAGUUAAUUAUGUUGGCUCUUGACCUAAAUCAACUUUCAGGCAAUCUUCCAUCAACGUUUGGUUAUAGGCUUCCCAAUUUAGAAUUGCUUUACCUCGGCAUUAAUUCCUUCUCUGGAGUAUUACCUACGUCAAUCUCAAAUUCUUCUAAACUUCGUAGAGUAGAUUUUAGUUCUAACAAGUUCACGGGUCCAAUUCCCACUUCCUUUGUGGACCUAAUUCUCCUAGAAGUUCUGGAUCUCGCCGACAACAAUUUAACCAGCGACUCCUCAUCUCGAGAGUUGAGCUUCAUCGCUUCGUUGGCAAAAUGCCAAUAUUUGGCAAGAUUGGACUUGAGUGGCAAUCCAUUGAAUGGGAUCAUUCCGGACUCACUCAGUAAUCUUUCAACUUCCCUUGAACAACUAAGUGCACCCAAUUGUAAAAUAAAGGGCAGCAUUCCUGAUGGAAUUGGAAACUUGAGAAGUUUGAUCCUAUUAGAUCUAUCAAACAACGACUUAACUGGGUCGUUGCCAGCUACAAUAAAAGAUUUGCAAAAGCUUCAAUACAUGGAUCUCAGUAUGAACAAACUAAUUAGCAGAGUCCCCCUGCAUUUGCUCUGUGCUCUCCACAGCUUGGAUACAAUGAACCUUGGACAAAAUCAAUUUAUGGCCUCAAUUCCAAAGUGCUUCGGAAAUCUUACUUCCCUGAGGCAUCUCAACCUAAGUCACAACAGACUAUAUUCUGCUCCACCUGAGGAAAUAUGGAACCUAAAAGAUCUCUUGGAACUUGACCUCUCCUCAAAUCUGCUGAGUGGAUCUUUGCCGUAUGCUAUUACGAAUAUGAAGAUGGCAAAUUGGGUAUAUUUGUCAACCAAUCAGUUCUCAGGUGGCAUUCCUGACUCAAUUGGAGAUAUGCAGAACCUGCAAAAUCUUUCUCUAGCACACAACAGAUUGCAAGGAUCAAUCCCAGAAUCGAUUGGUAAGGUGUUCAGCUUGGAGUCAUUGGAUCUAUCACAUAACUUUCUCUCUGGAUCAAUUCCAAUGUCAAUGGAGAAACUUCAGUAUCUUAAAAAUAUCAAUCUCUCUUUUAACAAUUUAAGUGGGGAAAUUCCAUCCAAAGGGCCAUUUACAAACUGCACUGCCGAAUCCUUCGCUUCAAAUCAAGCCCUCUGUGGAGCUCAAAGGUUUCUUGUGCCUCCAUGCCCAACUAUUUCAGCUCACAGAUCAAGAACAAAAAGAGUGCAUCGAACCAUUUUUAUUUCACUGGGGGUAUUAAUAGCAGUGGGAGCGUUGUCCUUUGGAUUUGUUUACCUGAGAUAUCGAAGGAAAGAUAAACUUCCCAAUGGAGCCAAUUUAUCCUUAGUUGCAAUGCCAGAAAGAAUUUCAUAUUUUGAACUUCUACAAGCAACUAAUGGAUACAAUGAAAGCAAUUUGUUGGGGGUUGGAAGCUUUGGAUCUGUUUAUAGAGGUACUCUUGAUGAUGGAAGGGUUGUGGCUGUUAAAGUGUUCAAUUUAGAAGUCGAUGGAGCGUUCAAGAGUUUUGAUGUAGAAUGUGAAGUGUUGCGCAAUCUUCGCCAUCGAAACCUAACAAAAGUCAUCAGUAGCUGCUCUACCUCUGAGUUUAAGGCAUUAGUGCUUGAGUUGAUGCCAAAAGGAAGUCUCGAGAAGUGGAUGUAUUCACACAACUAUUUUUUGGAUCUGAUGCAGAGAUUGGACAUAUUGAUUGAUGUUGCAUGUGCAUUGCAAUAUCUCCACUGUGAGUAUUCAACUCCAGUAAUUCACUGUGAUCUGAAGCCAAGUAAUGUACUGCUGGAUCAAGACAUGGUUGCCCAUCUAAGUGAUUUUGGCCUUACAAAGUUGUUAGGCGAGGAGAACAGCAUCACAUACACCGAAACACUAGCCACACUUGGCUAUCUCGCACCAGAGUAUGGGUUGGAAGGAUUGGUAUCAGCAAAAUGCGACAUCUAUAGUUUUGGAAUUCUUUUGAUGGAAGUCUUCACGAGAACAAAUCCCAACAGUGAAAUGUUUGGUGAAAAAUUGAGCCUGAAGAGCUGGGUUGCUAAUUCAAUGCCUGAUGGAUUAGCUAAUGUCAUCGAUGCUAAUUUGCUAAAGGAAAGUGAUGAAUACUUUGUUGAAAAGCUAAGCUGCAUAGCCUCAAUCAUGAAAGUGGCUCUAGGCUGCACCAUGGAGUCUCCAAGAGAGAGAAGCAGCAUACAAGAUGUUCUUGUUGCGCUGAAAAAUAUCAAGCUUCAGUACAUGAGUCCUCUUUGUUCAGGGACAUAAUGGUGCAUGCAUUUUCUCUAAGCAAGAUUGCAACCUUCUUGAUUGUCUCAGUUAUAAAUUUGCAGGGCAGAGAAAAAUCUCAACAAAAUUAGGCCAAGUAAGAAUAGCAUUUAA
Messenger RNA from Coffea eugenioides, 2505 nucleotides. Its product is annotated as probable LRR receptor-like serine/threonine-protein kinase At3g47570. NCBI's taxonomy places the organism in Eukaryota, Viridiplantae, Streptophyta, Magnoliopsida, Gentianales, Rubiaceae. Gene Ontology annotation, biological process: protein phosphorylation. The transcript is spliced from 2 exons. Gene Ontology annotation, molecular function: protein kinase activity; ATP binding; protein binding. Bases 1 to 2391 code for a protein of 796 amino acids. The record is from RefSeq and is a predicted model, not a curated record.